CUCUUCUCUCCCUUCUCUCUUCAUCUGGUACACUGAAAGAGACAAGAGAUACCCGGCAAGGCAGGAUGGUCUACAGCCAGAGCCAAAGGAAAACCCUCCUGGCAUGUUUUGAACAUGACCCUAACCCUGAUAAAGCUACCAGGGAACAACUGGCCAAAGAAAUUGGCAUUCCAGGAUAUAAAAUUCAGAUUUGGUUUAAAAACCAAAGAUUCAGACGGAAAAAAUUGGAAACUGGAUGCUCCUUAGGAAAAGAUCCAAUCCAGGGACAUGAUCAGUCUCAGUUACCGACUAAAGAAUACGUAACAAAAGAAGCCAGGCAAGACCAGAUAACCCUUACAACAACACAAGGUACCCUAGUUCAAGCCUUUGAGAGGAACCAUGUCCCUGGUGCUGCUACCAGGAAAAAACUGGCUAAACCAACAGGCAUUCAGGAACUGAGCAUUCAGAUGUGGUUUCAGAACCAAAGAUCUCUGUACCCUGAGUGGAGCAGAGGGGAGCCCAUAAAUUUCUUGGUAGGUGACACAAGUGGGCGACCAGAGCUGACUAAUCAACUGCAGGAAACGGACCUGUUCAUACGCCCAGAUGGGAGUUAUCAUUUGCCUUCUUCUGAUUCCUUCUGCAACAACCAAACGAUUUCACCUGCUCCUCUUCUAUCCUCUGGGAUCAUGCAGCCCACCCAGGCUGUGCAGGGAGGAGAGGACUCUGAACCGCCCCUGACGUUUACGAAUCACCUGCCAGAACUACCGACUCCAGGAGAGGACCUCUCAGAUACUCAGGUUCCUUUCUGGACCCAAUUCCAAGAAGAAUGCCAAAAUCACAAAGAACAAACUGGCAUAGGAGUUUUGAAGGAUCCUUCUCAGCCUCAUCCUGAGCACAAGGAACCACAGGAUCUAGGUCACAUUGACAUAUCUUUCAUCAUGCAGUGGUGGGAUGAGGGCCGCCAAGCUCUGAUUGAGGAAUGGCAACCUCUUGAAGAGAUACAGUGA
Sciurus carolinensis (gray squirrel) is the source of this 986-nucleotide messenger RNA. RefSeq names its product double homeobox B (gene Duxb). Gene Ontology annotation, biological process: regulation of DNA-templated transcription. The coding region runs from base 66 to 986 and encodes 306 amino acids. Gene Ontology annotation, molecular function: DNA binding; DNA-binding transcription factor activity, RNA polymerase II-specific. NCBI's taxonomy places the organism in Eukaryota, Metazoa, Chordata, Mammalia, Rodentia, Sciuridae. The transcript is spliced from 4 exons. The record is from RefSeq and is a predicted model, not a curated record.